Ogataea philodendri is the source of this 1098-nucleotide messenger RNA. RefSeq lists its product as uncharacterized. The coding region runs from base 1 to 1098 and encodes 365 amino acids. Gene Ontology annotation, cellular component: cytoplasm. The record is from RefSeq and is a predicted model, not a curated record. NCBI's taxonomy places the organism in Eukaryota, Fungi, Ascomycota, Pichiomycetes, Pichiales, Pichiaceae. Gene Ontology annotation, molecular function: flavin adenine dinucleotide binding; electron-transferring-flavoprotein dehydrogenase activity. The transcript has a single exon.
AUGUCUACCGUGGUUAUUGUGGGAGGCGGACUCUACGGAGUCGUCGCAGCCAUGGAGUUCGAGAAGAAGUCCAACAUCAAGGUCGUUUUGAUCUCCAACAAAGAUUAUGUCUAUUUUGUUCCAUCUUUGCCAAGAAUGUUCAUCGAGAAAGCGACGAAGGGAUGGUCGGCCCAGAUAACCAAGUUAUUGAAAGAUCCGUCUGUGUUUGUCCAGGACGAGGUCAUCGGGUUCGACGAGAACCGCGUGAUUACCGCUUCUUCGGGUGAGUUCAAGUACGACGCCUUGGUUCUUGCGUCAGGGUCCAAGCUGGAGGAAAUUUGGGAUCUGCCUGCAUCAACGAAAUUGGCCGUUGAACAUUUUAAGGUUGGGUACGAGAAAAUCGCCAAGGCCAAAAAUAUCACCGUUGUGGGUGGCGGGUUGUCUGGAGUCGAGCUUGUUGGCGAGAUCGCUGCAAAGUUCAAGUCGGAGAUCAAGUCCGGCGAGAAAACGCUCAACCUGAUCCAUUCCCAGAAGCUGCCAUUGACCGACAGCGAGUUGACAGCCGUGCGGAACUCCACCAAGGCCCAGCUCGAGGAGCUCAACGUGAACCUGUACUUGGGCCGACCGGCAACCGUCAACGGCGACGCAGUGAUGUUCGGCGAGAAAGAAGUGCCUACAGACCACCUGAUAUGGUGUACUGGAGGCAAGCCAAACGUGCCAAAGAACUCGAUAGAGGGUCUGCAGAACGAGAAGAACGAGGUGAAAGUGCACGAUACUUUGCAAUCGGUGGCUGUUCCGCAGAUAUUUGCAACGGGCGACUGUUGCGACACUUUCCACAAAUCGCUUCUUCCGUUGAAGGAACGCACUAAAGCGCUGCUCGCGAACGUGGACUCGUAUUUGAACGGCAAGCCGCUCACCGUCAAGGUCAACAUGUACCGGAAAGAAACAGACCGGAUCAGCCGGGGAGUUUCUCUUGGACCUGACCACGGAGCCGGCCAGGCAGUCACGUUCUUUGGAGUUUUCUCGGCCCCCAAAUGGCUGGUUGUGAGACUCAAGAGCAGGAACAUGUUUAGGGGAGAGCUUCAUAAGCAUCUUGGUAGCAAAGAUGAUGCUGAAUAG